UCUUUUUUUCCAAUGUCAUCUCCGGCAUGACCAUGGCAGACGCAUGUAUGAGGUCAGUAACGUUUAAAAUGUAAGGAUCUUUAUAGGUAUGCGUAGAGUAUACGUUUCGUGUUCCUUUUGUUGGAUUUCGGCGCCGCAUAUGCGCAGCUUGCGUAGCUUUAGCGCAAUAACGAUCUUAAUUAAAUACUAAACAAGCCUCGCCCAGCCGUGUCUUGAAACAACAAACGAGAAGAAAACUACACGGAAGAAAAUUACUUUACAGACAUGUUGCUGUUUAUGACAGUUUCCUGCCUUAUUUUUGGUUCAUUUGCUGAAAUUAGGUAUGAGGAGCUGUGCUAUGGCAGAAGCCUUAAAUUACCGUUUGCUUAUACACCGCCCUUAUUCCAAGGACAGAUAUACUUCACUCCGAGUAACGGGGGACCCACCAAACUAUUGAUGGAAAAGGGAGAGUCAAAAGAUCCACGAAUUCAAGUGUCCUACACCUCUGCUUAUCUAAAGGAUUUGACAGAUGAAGAUGCCGGGACUUUUUCUGUCUCAUUUAAUGAUGAUAACCGUUAUGAUAUUAUCAGACUGACUGUUAUGGAAUGUGCUAUCGAUGCCAUGAGGUUUUAUGGCGAAAGGUACUACCUUGACGUUCCCCAGGAAGCGGAAUACCUGGAGUUCACUCCUAGUCUUCGUAACUCCCCGACAACGGUCUUGUGGAACCGCACGGACCCCCAGGUCAGUCAGGGAAGCAGAGGUAAGAUGAAGAAAAAUGCUUGGGAGAUCAUCAAAGUCACUGGGAAGGACAGUGGCUACUAUAACGUCAGGAGAAAAGACAGAAGUUUGCUAUCCAGGACUCUGCUCAAAGUAGAAGCGGAUUCUAUAAGCUAUGACAGAGUUGAGGGCGAUACAGUUGUCAUCGAACAUCCUACAACCUCCUCCUCUUGGACUAUUACAUUCAAAGCAAAGGGAGAAACAGAGUACUUGACACUGAUGAAAGCAGGAAGAUUGUCCACUUAUGAGAACCCACAAAUAGAAUACAGGCAGUUUGAAGGGAGGUUGCGGCGCCUGUAUGAAGGUUUAGAGAUUAAUCCACUGAAAACCUCUGACUCUGGCAUUUAUGAGGUCAGGGAUAAUGAAGACCACCCAGCCAGGAUUGUGAAACUCAGUGUACGUGCUGCAUUCCCUACAUAUGUUAUCAUUUGUAUUGCUGUCAGGGCUGUCCUUGUGGUGAGUCUCUGCUGCUGCUGGAUAAGAAAGUGCUGCUGUUUUAAAAAGAGCUCUUCUAAAAGAUCCCGAGCUGCCCCUCAAACUGCUGCUGCGCCUGGUGUAUAUAACCACGGCUGGAACCAGCAACCUGCAGGCCCCAGUCACUCUGCUGCACCUGUUACACCCAUCUCUUACCAGCCAGUAAAUCCCAGUGUUCCUAGAGAACCUGCAGUUUUGUCUUCUGAGCCACCGCUGUACCGCUCAGUGAGUUUCCACAGGAAUCCUCUGCAGCCUGAGGCUGCACCUCUGGGAGAUCAAGGGGGUGCUCCAGCUCCCACACUUGGCUCUGACUGUCUCUCCUCUGACCCUGGGCCGAGGUUUGAGCUGAAAGGACUCAACACUGCCUCUGCUCUACCUCUUAGUUCAGACUCAACUUUUUGUAAUGUUUACACCUCAGAUAAACUCAACUUUCUGUAGGAAGCACAAUGAAAAUUGAAAUAGGAUGAUUUAAUGUUGUGUAUAGUGACCAGCUGGAACAAAGCCAUGCAGGCCUUUCAUUGGACAGCAUUAUACACAUGUAAUAGAAAAGUCCUAUAAGGUUUGGUGCUUGUUUUGAUAUACGUAGAUACAGUUAUACACAAAAUACUGUGUGAUCACAGUUUCAGUUCAUUAAAGUAUUAUUUUUGAUACAAAGUUUUGAUAACACUAUUCAGUUGUAAAAUUAUAGUUUAGUGCAUAGCAACAAAGGGUGAAAUGAGGAUUUAACCUAAUUUUACACAAUUAAAGGUUUUAGGACAACUUAUAUGCAUUUUAUUUCCCUUUUUGCAGGAGAAAAACAGGUGCUCCUAUUUUUCUGUAGUUUUAAACUGCAUGUAUCAAAUGUGUUUGCCAGACAUUAAGAUUGUAUAAUGUACAUAUUUUAGUGGCUUACUGUGCCUGGUGCUGUCAAUGAGGAGCAGUGAUUUUUAAAAAAGAAUGGGAUUAUGUUUGCUUUGCUAAAUAGUAAUAUGGUGACUCAAACUGGAGUCAGAUUAACUUCAGCACUCUUUAAAAAAACAUACUCUCAAAUACUAAAACCACUGCUGCAUGUAUUUUUUAUUUUUGUACUAUAUUUGACAUUAUCAUGUGCCUGAAGCUUUGUGUGUGAACAUGUCUGAGUAGCUUUUAUGGUUCAGGUCUUUUGAAGAGUGGUGUUUAUUUUGUAACUCUUCUUUUGACUUCAGGAAAAUCGUUUGUAAGACCAUCUAUGUAUCUGUAUUAAAAGUGAGCU
Cheilinus undulatus (humphead wrasse) is the source of this 2461-nucleotide messenger RNA. RefSeq lists its product as uncharacterized. The transcript is spliced from 10 exons. Lineage: Eukaryota; Metazoa; Chordata; Actinopteri; Labriformes; Labridae. The record is from RefSeq and is a predicted model, not a curated record. Bases 265 to 1668 code for a protein of 467 amino acids.